CGCAUUGCGGUCACUCUCACGGACGUGUUUUUUUUACAGCGGAUCGAAAAUAAAUUACUGCAAAGCUAAAUCACAAACGCUAGGGAUCGGCGAGCUCGAAAUCGAAUCAGUGCACCGGCCGACCGACGGACUUUAACUGCGCGCAAACUAACCGUAGGUUAAGUUAACGCUCCGCGCUGCAACCACUGCAGUUGCAUAACCGUUGCCGAAAAUCACAAGAGUCGGAGAAUCGCGGCCAGGCGAACGCCCCAAAAGUUCAAAGGACAAUAGAAAGUGGCAAGAGGAAGAGGACAGCGUGCUAAGAGCCCCUCCCCCAGGGGCCCCGUACCCUCCUCCGCCCACAAAGUGCCUUAACAAUACAGUGCGUUCCAAGUUAACCAAGUGCGCGUCCAAGUAGCUACCAACCGCCCAUUUCGGUGGAGCUUAAUCCGGAACUGGGAAGACAACGAAGAUGGCCCAGAACACGGCCGACACCCUCAUCCACCUGAUCGCCGGCGGAUCCGCUGGCACAGUGGGUGCCGUGGUCACAUGCCCCCUGGAGGUGGUGAAGACGCGCCUGCAGAGCUCCACGGCGUUCAUGACGCCGUCGCGGCUGGCGGAGAAUGCCGGAGGACCGGCGAACGGUGGCCAAUCGGAGCUGCUGCGGCCGGAACAACGACGUAAGCUAAGCACAACGAUAUUACGUAACAGAUCACAGCCACAGGUGAUUGGGGGUGUGCGUAGGAUCAUGGCCAUUUCACACUGCGGCAUCUCAUCCACAACGCCCAAAUCCAUGAGCAUCGUGCAGUGCCUGCGGCACAUUGUCCAGAACGAGGGUCCACGCGCCCUGUUCAAGGGUCUGGGUCCGAAUCUCGUGGGCGUGGCCCCAUCCCGUGCCAUUUACUUCUGCACCUACUCGCAAACCAAAAACACGCUCAACAGUCUGGGCUUUGUUGAACGUGACUCGCCACUGGUGCACAUCAUGAGCGCAGCGAGUGCCGGAUUCGUCUCCUCCACGGCCACGAAUCCCAUUUGGUUUGUGAAGACGCGGAUGCAGCUGGACUACAACUCCAAGGUGCAGAUGACCGUGCGGCAGUGCAUCGAGAGGGUCUACGCCCAGGGAGGCGUGGCGGCCUUCUACAAGGGCAUCACGGCCAGCUACUUCGGAAUCUGCGAGACCAUGGUGCACUUUGUCAUCUACGAGUUUAUCAAGUCCAAGCUGUUGGAGCAGCGGAAUCAGCGGCAUACGGACACCAAGGGAUCCCGCGACUUCCUGGAGUUCAUGAUGGCUGGCGCCGUUUCCAAAACCAUCGCCUCCUGCAUCGCCUACCCCCACGAAGUGGCUCGCACUCGUCUGCGAGAGGAGGGCAACAAGUACAACUCCUUCUGGCAGACCCUGCACACUGUUUGGAAGGAGGAGGGCAGAGCAGGACUCUAUAGAGGCUUGGCCACGCAGCUGGUGCGACAGAUCCCCAACACGGCGAUCAUGAUGGCCACCUACGAGGCGGUCGUCUACGUGCUCACACGGCGCUUCAACAACAAAUCGAACGAGUUCUACGACUUUUAGAUGCCUUUCGAAGGACUGGAGGAGGAACCCAAUCUGUGCAUAUGUAGACGCGACUGCUGCAACUUUGUGUAAUUUUACCCCUCGUUUUUAGACGAUCCAAACCAACGAGCGCAAAUUCUUAGUUAACUAGCUUUUAAGUCAGAUAUGAAACGAACUCGAUAGACUUAAGACGUUAGACGUUGAACGUUAGCCAACCAAUCGAAAAAAAAAACAAACAAAGAAACAAAAAACCAAUAAUGGGAAACACGCACCAGGACCGAAGUGCACCAUCCAAAUCUAGACCCACUUGCUGCAUGCUACAGAAGGAUCUGGAAUGCCACCGCAGGGGAAACGUUAUCAAAAUUUGAAAAGGCUGCUAUUUAGUUAAAGUUACAAUAUAUAUUGAGUGUAUAAAUGUGGUUGAUACUUGGAUAUAGUGUACAUAGGACUCGAUUCGCUCAGAGUGCAUUGUAAAUAGGUAAAGAGUGAGAGGGAGCUGGCGUAGUUUUCUUAGUUGUAAGCACAAAAUGUUGAAUCGGCCGCAGUUGCCAGUAGAUGCCGCUAUAUAUAUAGACAUAAAGCCGACCGAUCCGAUACGUAAUCUGUAAAAGUUUCCGUUAAGUUUCCUCAAAUGCGAUAUACGAUUUAGUUACCAUUACUCUACUAUAUUACUUUAACUAUAUUGAUACUAUUAUUGCUGUUUAUUUAGUCCAUUAGUUAGCUAGUUAGUUAGUUACCUUCCCCGCAAAACGUAUUUCACUGAUAACGAGCAAAGAACUAAGGAAACCACUGUGAAUAAUUGAUUGCAAUCCGAUUUGAUGGUGAAAUCAAUAAAUACAACAAUUUUGUUUAAAAAUAA
This is a messenger RNA of Drosophila sechellia, 2384 nucleotides long. RefSeq names its product replication in mitochondria 2 (gene Rim2). Gene Ontology annotation, molecular function: pyrimidine nucleotide transmembrane transporter activity. The coding region runs from base 452 to 1546 and encodes 364 amino acids. The record is from RefSeq and is a predicted model, not a curated record. Lineage: Eukaryota; Metazoa; Arthropoda; Insecta; Diptera; Drosophilidae. Gene Ontology annotation, biological process: pyrimidine nucleotide import into mitochondrion. The transcript is spliced from 7 exons. Gene Ontology annotation, cellular component: mitochondrion.